UCAGAUUUGGCUUGUCAAUCCUGACUUUUGUUAUGGUGUUUCUCUUUCGAGCGCCGCUACCACGAAGCAGCUGUCUGACCCGGUUUGUGUGAAAAUGUCGAGCCGAGCGCUGAGGAGAUUGAAAGGAAAACAGCGCGGACAAGAGGAUAUAAACAUUCAAGACCUGAAACUGAGCGGCGGAGAAGGGAAAGGAGCACAAUUAGGGGAGGAAGAAGGCGAAGAGGAGCAGCAGGAGGAGGAAGAGGAGGAGGAGGAGGAGGUUCUACAGCCGGCCAAGAGCAGCAGCCGGAAAGCGAAGAAAAAGAGCAAAAAUCAGAAAAAUAUCAGCAACAUUUAUGAACUGAUUGGUGAAGUAGCCGAUACGGAUGGCAACAAAACUCAGAGCGAUGAGGAAAGCAUCCCAGCCCCAGGAAAGCAAGAAAAGUCUGACUCUAAUGAAAAGACAAACAACAAGAAAAAGAAGAAGAAGAAGAGGAAAAAGGCAGCUGCUGCAGACGCACCGGAGGAGCCAGAUAAAAACGACGACAUCGAUGCUUUACUGGAGACCAUAGAGAAGGAGAACGGUUUGUCAGUUCAGACUGAGGAUGGUGGAGUUUCAGGACACAGACCCGUGCUUUAUGUGGAACACAGGAAUUUAAACCCUGAGACUGAACUGAAGAGAUAUUUUGGAGCUCGGGCUGUGCUUGGAGACCAAAGACCCAGGCAAAGACAGAGGCAGUUUCAUCGCAGCACAUGGAUGACUUCCCCUAAAGACACAUGGGCUCGCUUUAGUCGACCAGGUAUCUCCAUGAGUUUGCUGGAGUCCAGAGACGGCCUGCACUUCUUCACGUUCGAGCACAGUCGCGAUUACCAGCAAGUCCAGUUCAAGUUCCUCGAUGCUGUGGAGUCGAUGGAUCCUAAUAACAUUGUGGCGCUGCUACAACUUAACCCCUACCACAUCGACUCCCUGCUGCAACUCUCCGACGUGUGCCGCAUUCAGGAGGACCAGGAGACGGCCAGAGACCUGAUCGAGAGGGCUUUGUACAGCUUCGAGUGUGCAUUCCACCCCAUGUUUAGCCUCACCUCAGGUACCAGCAGGUUGGACUACCGGAGAGCAGAGAACAGAGCAUUCUAUCUGGCGCUUUACAAGCACAUGAUGUUCCUGGAGAAAAGGGGAUGUCCACGCACGUCUCUGGAGUACUGCAAACUUAUCCUGAGUCUGGACCCGGAUAAUGAUCCUCUGUGCAUGCUGCUCCUGACUGAUUUCCUGUGUCUGCGCUGUCGAGAAUAUGGCUUUCUCAUCCGGCUAUAUGACGAGUGGGAGGCACAUCGGAACCUGCCCCAGCUCCCUAACUUUGCCUUCUCGGUAGCUCUGGCUUGUUACCACGUGAGUCAGCAAGAGGAGACGACACCCAAGGAGAGCCAGCGCAUGAAGCUCAGAUCUGACACACUGCUGCAGGAUGCUCUCAUCUUCUUCCCUGGAGUGUUGAUGCCUUUGUUGGACCACUGCUCAGUCCAGCCCGAUGCUGCCGUGUCGUCCCACGCAUUCUUUGGCCCCAAAAGCCGUUUGGGGCAGGCCCCUGCUCUGCUGGAGCUCAUGGGUCUGUAUGUGGGUCGCUGUCACAGCCUGUGGAAGGAGGCAGGAGUGAUGCUGUGGACCGAGGGAAACGUUCGGGAGGUGUUGAGGAGGGUCGAUGCCAAGGACCCGGUGGUGGAAGACUUCCAGAACAAGAGGAAGCAGAGAUACCAGAGCGCUCCCAGGAACAUUCACAGACACGUACUUCUUUCUGAGAUUAAGGAGGCCACAUCUGCACUGCCUCUGGAAGUGACCACACAGCCGGUGAUGAGUUACGAUCCACUUCCUCCUCUAGACUCUGUCGCCUCCUACACCAGGCCGGAGAGGCAGAAUCCGAGAGCCUCAAACGAGAGCACUCUGUCGCUGUUGUUCCGCUCCUUGUUGCCCAACUUCAACCUGCAGGGUGGACAGAGACCCGAGGAAGACCAAGAAGUGGCACGUGCUGGUCGGGAGCUGAACCAGGAAGUGAACCGACUGAUGGUGGCCAUGAGGGACAUGCUAGCUAACAUCCAGUUCCAGGAUCCGCCGAGGGACGACAACCAAGACCGAGACGAGGAGGAGUGGGACUGAGAGCGGAAGAGGAAAAAAAUGAUAACAAAAAGACAAGUGGACGCAGAUUAGAGGUGGUGGUUUGAGGUGGAGAACAAGAAAUCUGUACAUUCAUAGUCAGUAUAAUUCUGUCAUUCGUCUCCUUCCAUGACUAAAGUCGUCGACUCUUAAUUAUGCCGAAUCGUCCAGACCGUACCUUUAUAUUUGAGAUGGACAGAAGCCUUUAAUCAGAGCGAUUUAACGGUGUUAAUCUCAGCGUAAUGCUAUGCAACCAAGGCUUAAGGGUUUUCCUUCAACGACCCAACACUGGUUACUAGAUUUACACAGAUUGGAUAUCAGAUACUUUACUUUUGAAGAUUCAAAUCAGAUCUAAGUCCAUAAAAUAUCCUACUCGCAAAUAGGACUUGAAUUGAAAAGUAGUAAUAAAUCCUCUUAAUUAAUAUUUUUAUUCAUUAAAAGACUUUUGCCCGA
Molecule: messenger RNA, 2575 nt
Organism: Hemibagrus wyckioides
Lineage: Eukaryota; Metazoa; Chordata; Actinopteri; Siluriformes; Bagridae
Gene: tcf25
Product: transcription factor 25 (basic helix-loop-helix)
Exons: 18
Coding region: 95-2125 (676 amino acids)
Cellular component (GO): RQC complex
Molecular function (GO): protein binding
Source: RefSeq, a predicted model, not a curated record